Zygotorulaspora mrakii is the source of this 2667-nucleotide messenger RNA. RefSeq names its product non-specific serine/threonine protein kinase. The transcript has a single exon. NCBI's taxonomy places the organism in Eukaryota, Fungi, Ascomycota, Saccharomycetes, Saccharomycetales, Saccharomycetaceae. Gene Ontology annotation, molecular function: protein serine/threonine kinase activity; ATP binding. Gene Ontology annotation, biological process: protein phosphorylation; intracellular signal transduction. Gene Ontology annotation, cellular component: cytoplasm. The coding region runs from base 1 to 2667 and encodes 888 amino acids. The record is from RefSeq and is a predicted model, not a curated record.
AUGGUUUCUGUAACUCCAUGCACUAAAUUUGAACAGAAUCAAAUGAAAUCCAUUAUUGGCCAAUCAUACAACAAGCUGUACGGUCAGUUCAUGUCCCAAGAACUGACAGAAGUCGGAAAUUAUAAGAUCCUUAAACAAAUAGGUGAAGGGAGCUUUGGAAAAGUCUACCUUGCGUGCCACAAGCCUACACAUAGGAAAGUGGUACUUAAGACUAGUGACAAGAACGAUCCCAAUGUUGUAAGAGAAGUAUUUUAUCAUCGGCAGUUUGAUUAUCUUUAUAUUACAAAACUUUACGAAGUUAUUGUGACAGAAACGAAGGUUUGGAUGGCUCUUGAGUAUUGUUCUGGUAAAGAGCUCUAUGAACAUCUGUUGGCAAUGAAGCGAAUCCCACUUGAUGAGUCAGCUAAGCUGUUUGCUCAAAUUGCUGGUGCCGUUUAUUACGCACAUUCCCUAAAUUGCGUGCAUAGAGAUCUUAAAUUGGAGAAUAUCUUACUGGAUAAGAAAGGGAACGCAAAAUUAGCAGAUUUCGGUUUUACAAGAGAAUGUGUUUCGAAAAGCUCACUGGAGACUAUUUGUGGUACAACAGUAUACAUGGCACCAGAGUUGACCCAAAGAAAAAAUUACGACGGAUUCAAGAUUGAUAUUUGGUCACUAGGAGUUAUAUUGUACACUAUGAUUAACGGUUCAAUGCCUUUCGAUGAAGAUCUUGAAACGAAAACAAAGUGGAAAAUAGUUAAUGAAAUGCCCGAGUUCAAUGAAGAGAUAAUGGACGAGAGUUCAAUUGAUUUGAUAUCCCAGCUAAUGGCUAAAGAUCCAAAUGAAAGGCCAAGUAUGCAGAAGAUUCUGUCACAUCCCUUCCUGGAACCCCAUGGCACUUUUGUACUGGAAAAAACCAAUAAAAUUCUUUCGAAACAAAGGCGUGGGCUCAACAAAUUUCAUUCAAGAACUGAACGAAAACUUUUAAAAAGAUUGAAACAAUCUGGAUUCGACACUCAAGCGAUUAAAGCAUCCAUACAAAAGAAAAGAUGUGAUUCAUUAUCUGCCCUUUGGCUUCUGUUGGUGGAACGUGAGAAAGCCUCUGAAAAAAAUGAAAAGUUGAAUUAUCCGCGAAGAAGUAGAUCUGUAUUAUCUGUGAGAAAGGUUUUGGAUGCUGCGAGUAUAACCGAUGGGCGACUCAUAGAAGAAGGAUUCUUGGCACAACAACUGGAUUGCAGAAUUGCUACUCCUUUAAGCAAAAUUAUGAGUAGAAAAAGCGACUCAGUUUCCAUUGUGGCUUCCUCGCCUCUCAAGAAACAGGUCGGCCCUAAUGUUUUGCAAGAGAUAGAUUCUUCAGUUAUCAACAAAAUCAAUAGUAACCCAGCUUCCAAUAGUAGUACCCCCAGAAAGAAUAAUAUCUUUACCAAAAUGACUAAAUUCUUUAAAAAUAAAAAAAAUAAUAAUGACAAUAGUCAUUUUGAUAAUAGGAAACAAAGAACAAGUGAAGAAUCUCAAAAGAGUCGAAUGAACAUAGCAAAGUCGCCAGGAGUUUAUGAAAAAAAGAGGGCUAAUAGAUCUGAUUCCAGUAAGUCAAUAUCCAGGAGCUUCAAUCAGCUGGUACCGAGAGAUCAUGACAUGGAUCCAGAAGGCGAUAUUCAUGGUGAGAAUUCUAAAAGUGUCCAGAUUAUUGAUGGACCUGGUAGGCAGGCAAGGAAGCUGAAACGAUUUAAAUCGACCACAUCCAGUGACAUAUCUCGCCAAACUUCCAUGGGAAACUAUGAUAGUGAAUCAACCACUAACAACGCGCGGCCUUCUGAUGAAAAUCUGAAAUUGAGUCUUUCAAGUCGGGCAAGACCUUUUUCCGGUGUAUCUCAGCACUCUGAAAUUUCCAAUGAAACUUUUAACUCAGAGUACUCAACGGAUGGUAAUGUCUCUUCAUUCAGAAUAGCAGAUUCCAAUAGGGCUAGUUUGCCACAAAUGUAUACAGGAAAUGUUAUUCAAGAUACGGUCAGCAACGAUAAGGUGUUUUUCGGGAAUAAGCAGAGAAUUGCUCGAAGAGAUUUGAGCAUAAUGUCUAGCGCAUCAAGCGCGUCGGAGAAAAGCUCCAGAACUGAUUCCUUCUAUGAUAUUACCACGGCUUCAUCGCCUUCGAUGAUGGAUGUGCGCAAUACAAAACGAACAUCCAUCAAGGAUUCCGUAUUACCUCGUUUUGGGAAACAAACAUCUUGGAAAAGCAAGCGAAAUCCAAAUCCAAAUCCAAAUAGGCGGUCAAUUUUGAAUCGUAGAGCACACGGGAGAACGCAGAUCGGUCGUCAAUCAUCACACCAGCAGUCUAUAAUCCAAGAAGAGAGUUCAUCCGGUGACGAUCCUGAAAGGCGCGUGUGUAAUGACAUUUUACAGACAACAGACUCCUUAGAAGAGGCCGACGAAUUGGCUGUUCACAGUGAUAGUGACGCCCGAUGUAUGUCUGUACUUGACCCUUCAUUGACUCCAAAUAGCAAAAACCGGACUAGUAUAAUUUGUGCUCGAUCGUUGAGUGAAGGCAGCGAUAUAUCGCAAAACUACGCAAGACUACCUGGGGAGCUAAUAGCGGGUUCAGUCUCAGGAGAAGAAGCUGGUCUUUUGCAGGUAGAAAGUCACGGGAAAGGACAUGAGGAUGAAUUUACCAAACAUGUUGGUGAGCCUAAAUAA